Molecule: messenger RNA, 1875 nt
Organism: Olea europaea var. sylvestris
Lineage: Eukaryota; Viridiplantae; Streptophyta; Magnoliopsida; Lamiales; Oleaceae
Product: calmodulin-binding protein 60 A-like
Exons: 8
Coding region: 206-1792 (528 amino acids)
Biological process (GO): regulation of salicylic acid biosynthetic process
Cellular component (GO): nucleus
Molecular function (GO): sequence-specific DNA binding; DNA-binding transcription factor activity; calmodulin binding
Source: RefSeq, a predicted model, not a curated record
GCACCUCCACAAAAUUAGUGUUGUGGUGUGUGUCCCCGUAUAGAUUAUUAUGUUACGAGUUAACCAUGAAAACACGCAUUUCUGGGCCCCAAUCAAUGUUAUUUAAGAACUUUCGAAAACAAGAAUUCUACUUAAUCUACAGAUAGAGGGCCCUCAUAACGGUGAAUCAGAACAGGGAAACAGUUCUGAUGAUGAGCGAAUAGUUAUGACUUUAAGAAAGAUGAAAAAGGAAGUGGAGGUGAUGGUGAUCCAUACGGUUCAGCAAGUUAUAAGGCCUAUUUUUGAGGAUAUGAUUCGGAAAGUGGUAAAAGAGCAAAUUCAAUUGGCACAGGAAAAGUUCUUGACUGACCAGAAUCAGAACUCUUUGGACAAGGCUAUUACGCCAAGACCAAGAAAUUUAGAGCUGAAAUUCUUAGACGAAGUGUCUGAUCCAGUUUUGACAGGGAAGGAAAUUAAAGGACAAGAAGGGACUCACAUUCAAGUUUCUCUAGUUGAUAAUGUAACUGGGCUUCGUGUCAUCUCUGGGCCUGAAGCCUCAGCAAAGGUGGAGAUAUUAGUUCUCGAGGCUGGUCCUAAUGAUUAUGCACUCAAUGGGAGUCUUAAAGACUUCAGUAAUAGCAUCAUUAGAGAAAAUGAGAAGACAAAGCCCCAUUUUCCUAAACCUGUUUAUAUAUGUCUCAAGAAAGGCAUUGGUAUUUUGUCUGAUGUCAGGUUAGGACAUGAUGCACGCUGGAUGAAGAAUUGCAAAUGCAGACUAGGGGCAAGAGUUGUGGAUAUAUUUGAUGGAUGUACUGUGAAAGAAGCAUGGACAAAGUCAUUUAUGGUCCAAGAUAGCCGCGGCAAAUUGUAUGAGAAGCACUACCUACCAUCUCUUUCUGAUCCUGUAUGGAGAUUAGACAACAUUGGUAAAUACGGAGCUCCAUAUAAGCGUCUGUGUCAGGCAAAUAUUUCCACAGUACAGGAAUUUUUGUUUUUACUCUCAGUUGAUCGUCAAAGGCUCCAAAAGAUAAUUGGUGCAGGUUCUAAGACAUGGAAGACCAUUGUAGAUCAUGCUCUUCGAUGCACCAUUGACGAUAGAAGGAUAUACUUCUACAACUCUUCAGCUGAAUAUAAAAAAGGUGUAGUUUCUGAUACUGUGGGACAACUGAAAGGGGUACUACGUAACUGCCAGUUUGUUCCCAUUAAAAGUGCAUGUGAGGCUGAAAAGGCUGAGGCACAGAAGUUACUAGCAUCUGCUUUUGAAAAUCGGAUGGAUGUAAUCUCUUUCGAUGAUGAAACUUCUUUUUUGCAUCAGUUUCCAUGCAUAUCAAACGAUAACAAUGUCAACUCCUCUGGGCUGGACGGUCUUGAUGGCUGUAGUUGCAGCGUCAUUGAAAAUAAUGAUCGAAACGAUCCUACACUGCCAGUUACCUCAUCUCAGGGAAUCGGUCCAUCUAUCAUUCAUUCUAAUAUUUCCUGUAAUUUUGGCUCGGCCAGCUCCAAAAAUGUUGAAUACUCACAUGAACUGCCUCUAGGGGCUCCAGGGGAGGGCCCAAGUUGCUCAAUGUUGGAUUUUGAUCAUCUGUUGGAAAAUUUUGGGGACAAUGAACCUCUAUUAUCUCUUAUUUUCAGCAAUAACAACGUUCCCGAGAUCCCUAGGGUUGAAUCGCAUCCUGAUCAACAAAGUACUGCUGGAAGUAUUGGCUUUGUUGGUGCUGUUAUUACUCUACAAUGGUUGUUUCGUGUAAGAAAAAAGGUUGCGUCUCUAGGAGAUUGUCAGGUUCGGAAAAGGCAGAGGCUAGGUUGCAUUUGAAGGUUCUUUUAGAAGGUUAAAUAUAUUGGUGUUGACUAAACUCUUAGUGAAAUUUCAUGUUGACGACUAAAUUUCAUUUUGUU